Molecule: messenger RNA, 750 nt
Organism: Metopolophium dirhodum (rose-grain aphid)
Lineage: Eukaryota; Metazoa; Arthropoda; Insecta; Hemiptera; Aphididae
Product: probable small nuclear ribonucleoprotein Sm D1
Exons: 4
Coding region: 146-553 (135 amino acids)
Biological process (GO): spliceosomal snRNP assembly; RNA processing
Cellular component (GO): spliceosomal tri-snRNP complex; U2 snRNP; catalytic step 2 spliceosome
Molecular function (GO): RNA binding
Source: RefSeq, a predicted model, not a curated record
CAGUUAUCACGUGCAGUUUCCCGUCUUUUUCCAAAAUGACAAAUGUUUUGAUUCUAAAAUUUUAAACGCCGACUCUGUUGUUGUGACUUGUGAGCAUCGAGCCUUAAGCUUUUGUAAUUUUUAUUUUUAAUAUAAAUACCUAAUCAUGAAAUUAGUCAAAUUUUUGAUGAAACUCAGUCAUGAAACUGUGACAUUAGAACUUAAAAAUGGCACCAGUGUUCAUGGAACUAUUACAGGUGUUGAUGUAGCAAUGAACACUCACCUUAAAGCUGUUAAAAUGACUGUAAGAAAUCAACAACCUAUACAUUAUGAAACACUCAGUAUUCGAGGUAACAACAUUCGGUACUAUAUUUUACCUGACUCUCUUACACUUGAAACCCUGUUAGUUGACGAUGCACCUAAAUCACGAAUGAACCGUGGUGGACGAGGAGGUCGCGGAGGACCAGGAAGAGGUGGUCGUGGGCGUGGAGGUCCUAGAGGACGAGGAGGUCGUGGAGGACCACGUGGAAGUGGUGGUGGACGUGGGCGAGGUGGUGGACCACCCCGACGUUAAUACUUUUGUAAUUUGUUCAAAUUCAAUUCAAACUUCUAUGUGUUUUCAAAUUUUUAUUUGCUCUGCAUUUAUUUUAAAAAUAUUUAAACUUUAUUUAUCAAGUCUUAUAAUAAAUUGUCUCAUAUGUAUAAGAUUAUUGUCUAAUACUUAUAAAUACAUUUAAUAAAUAGUACCAUUUACGAUUUACCUAAUAUAAA